AUCAUAUAUAAUUAAGAAGCCUAUCUCACCACGAUUGUGACAUUGGAAUUUGUAGAACACUUCAGAUUCUAAGUGUUUCUUUUCUCUCAAUUGUACUUCCACAAACCUUUUUGGUUUUCUAAACCUAGAGUUAUGACAAAGUUGGAAAAAGUUGUAUUUUGGUACAUUCUCUUGCUUCUUCCUGCUAUAGUAUUAGGAGAAUGUACAUGUGAAUCUGAGGAUGAAGAAAGAAACAAAACUGAAGCACUGAAAUAUAAAAUGGUAGCAAUCGCUACCAUUUUGGUAGCCAGUGCAAUUGGGGUUUGUAUUCCUGUACUAGGAAAAGCAAUUCCAGCUUUGAGCCCAGAGAAGAAUUUCUUCUUCAUAAUCAAAGCGUUCGCGGCGGGUGUGAUCCUCGCGACAGGGUUUAUACAUGUACUCCCCGAUGCAUAUGAAAGCUUGACAUCGCCAUGUUUGAAAGAAAAUCCAUGGGGAAAUUUUCCUUUUAGUGGAUUUAUUGCAAUGGUUUCUGCUAUGGGAACUCUUAUGGUGGAUACUUAUGCAACUUCAUAUUUCAGAAACAAAAAUGACACGAAAAAUGGAUUGGUGGCUCAGUCUGGAGAUGAAGGAGGAGCUAUUCAUGUUCAUUCACAUGGCCAUGCACAUGGUGCAUCAUCAAUGAUGGGUGAUUCUAGUUCUGAGCUCCUUCGUUAUCGUGUUGUAUCUCAGGUUUUGGAGUUGGGGAUAAUAGUGCACUCUGUGAUAAUAGGAAUAGCUUUGGGUGCUUCUGAAAGUCCCAAAACCAUAAGGCCUCUUGUUGGAGCUUUGACUUUUCAUCAAUUUUUCGAAGGCAUGGGACUUGGUGGAUGCAUUGCUCAGGUA
Messenger RNA from Nicotiana attenuata, 861 nucleotides. Its product is annotated as zinc transporter 5-like. The record is from RefSeq and is a predicted model, not a curated record. NCBI's taxonomy places the organism in Eukaryota, Viridiplantae, Streptophyta, Magnoliopsida, Solanales, Solanaceae. Gene Ontology annotation, biological process: zinc ion transmembrane transport. The annotation marks the transcript as partial. The transcript has 2 exons. Gene Ontology annotation, cellular component: plasma membrane. Gene Ontology annotation, molecular function: zinc ion transmembrane transporter activity.